AUGGCGCCAUCUAUUAGAAAUGUCUCGCUUGAUAUGGGAAUCGUUGAAUUAAUCACAGCUGGUUUAUCAACCAUGGAUUUCAAUCGGUGGCAUUCCUUUCAGUGUUACUUGAAAACUUUAGAUGGUCAAAUGGCAGAAGACUCAGUUCACGUACAGUGCAUUCCAUCCAACUGCCAAAAUACACUUUUUCCUAAUGUUACAGAGUUUACGGUUCAUAUUGGUGAACGAGACUAUUCAGCACUGACUCGUUUGAUGGAUUAUUCAGUAGAUGCUCAAACGCUCUUUUCACUAGAUAAAAUUGAACUUUUUCGUGUACAUUUUAUUUCUUCAAAUGAGCCAAUACGUGGAAGCUCAAACUUAGAAGAUUCAUUUUCUAGACGACGAACGUCUAAACAUUUGCGUAAUUUUAAAAAAUGGAUUGGUGCUGCAAAUCUUGGUGAACGAUACUGCCAACAGUAUUCAUAA
Messenger RNA from Thelazia callipaeda (thelaziosis nematode), 465 nucleotides. Lineage: Eukaryota; Metazoa; Nematoda; Chromadorea; Rhabditida; Thelaziidae. The record is from the annotation of a GenBank genome assembly.